AUGCCAUCAGCCCCUGGAUCCCCUGGCGGCAACGUCAUGACACAAGCACAGCUGGAGACCUACCAGAAACAAAAAGCUCAAGAGAGAUCAGAGAGACAAGCCAGCGACAGCGAGGAUGAAGAUGAUAACAUCAAUUAUGACUCUGACGAUGACAAAGUCGCCAAGCCAAACGACCAAAGAAGGCGUCAGGAGGCGCAUCUUGCUACUUACCGACAAAAAAUGAUGAAGACUACCACUGGACAACCAGCGGUUGAGCACACACGAAUUCCUUCUCUCAAAGGCCCUUGGAUGGAUAUCACCGACAGUGAUGAUGACGACGACAUUCCCCUUGCCAUGCUCAAGUCCAAAGCUAAAGGCGAUCAAGCAUCAAGAUUGUCAGGCGUGCGAUCAAACCCCAACUUGCGCGCAUCUUCACAGCAAUAUCUUAUGAGACCUGGUUCAUCACAAGGACAAAACAACGGCGGCUCACAUCUCCGACUACCAUCUUUCGCAUCAAACCUCCCCCAAGAUCCAUUUGCAGACCCUUACCAAGACCCUUUCAAUGAGAAGAAGCCCAUGUUUAAUGGCGGAUUGAUCGGUGUUAUUGCUCAAGAGGAGCGAGCCAAGGCAUCGCGACGAGGGGGAACACCGAGCGUGAGCCUCACAGGUCCUCCUGACACAGGAUUCGGCAUGUCCAACGGAUCAAUCUACGGAAUGCAACAAGCUUCGAGAUCCCAGUCCUCGCUUUCAGGCAUGCCCAACCCUUAUAUGGCUUCACCUUAUGGAAUGCACCAAGCUUCAGCAUCCCAAACUUCACUUUCAGGCAUGCCUAUGCAGCACCACAUGCAACACCAGGUUCCCCACGGUAUCCAAGAGCAGAUGCAAUUCAUGCAAACUGCCAUUUACGGCGCGCAGCACAAGCCUAAGACCUCAUGGGGAAGCAUUCCUCAAAGACCAGGAACGAGUGGAAGCAUGGCUGCUAUGCAGAAGCCUUCUCUACCAGCAUAUGGAGGAUAUGCCCAGUCCAUUCCCCCAGCGGAGCGAAGCAAUGUUGGUCUACCAAGCCGAUACAGGGCGGUGUCCAAGCUAAAGGCUUAG
Fusarium venenatum is the source of this 1077-nucleotide messenger RNA. RefSeq lists its product as uncharacterized. The record is from RefSeq and is a predicted model, not a curated record. NCBI's taxonomy places the organism in Eukaryota, Fungi, Ascomycota, Sordariomycetes, Hypocreales, Nectriaceae.